Molecule: messenger RNA, 11102 nt
Organism: Larimichthys crocea (large yellow croaker)
Lineage: Eukaryota; Metazoa; Chordata; Actinopteri; Sciaenidae
Gene: vps13a
Product: vacuolar protein sorting 13 homolog A
Exons: 75
Coding region: 79-9843 (3254 amino acids)
Biological process (GO): protein retention in Golgi apparatus; protein targeting to vacuole; autophagy
Source: RefSeq, a predicted model, not a curated record
GACGUCCCGAUCUGACGUUGGGUCAAACGGGCUCUCAGAAUGUAAACAUGGUGACAGACAGAUGAAACAAACGUCAAAAUGGUCUUCGAAAGCGUGGUGGUCGACGUCCUCAACCGGUUUUUAGGGGACUACGUUGUCAACCUCGACAGCUCGCAGCUGAAGCUCGGCAUAUGGGGAGGUGACGCUAUACUAACAAAUCUUGAAAUAAAGGAAAAUGCCUUGAGUCAACUUGACAUUCCCUUUAAAGUGAGAGCUGGCCAUAUAGGACGGUUGGAGCUAAAGAUCCCAUGGAAGAACCUCUACACCCAGUCAGUGGAGGCGACACUGGAUGGUGUCUUUCUGCUCAUAGUCCCCACAGCAAGUAUAAAGUAUGAUGCGGAAAAAGAGGAGAAGCAGCUACAGGAGGCUCGUCAGAGGGAGCUACAGAGGAUAGAGGAAACAAAGCUGAAGGCUGCCGAGCAAGAGAAUCCUAGUCUGGAAAAGCAGGACACCUUUGUGGAGAAGCUUGUCACUCAGGUCAUCAAAAACCUGCAGGUCAAGAUUUCAAAUAUCCACGUACGCUAUGAAGAUGAUGUCACUAAUCCAAAAUGCCCUUUGUCAUUUGGAGUGUCACUUAAAAACCUCAGCCUCCAGACAGCUGAUAAGAACUGGAAUCCCAGCCUGUUGGAUGAGAAUUCAAGGCUUUUCUUCAAGUUGGUUCAACUAGACAACUUGUUUGCCUACUGGAAUGUCAACUCAGUACUCUUCUCCAAUCACAAUGCAGACGAGGCCUUGCGAUGUCUCCAGAGCAGCAUGGAAGUCAACACUUCUCUUUCUGUCAGCCACGACUUCAUUUUCCGUCCUAUCUCAGCGGAUGCAAAACUGAAAAUGAAUCCCAGGUCAGAUGUCGACUUCUCCUCUCCCAAACUGGACCUAAUGGUCAAUCUUAGUGAGGUGGCCAUUGAACUCAACAGACCCCAGUACAUUAGCAUCUUGGAGCUGCUGGGCUCAGUGGAUAUGAUGUCACGAAACCUGCCAUACAGGAAGUUCAGACCCAGGGUCCACGUUCACAGGAAUGCCCGUAUAUGGUGGAAGUACGUCAUCACAGGCAUACUGGAGAUAGAUGUAAAGCCUCGUCUCCACAUGUGGUCAUGGCAGCACAUUCGCCACCACCGGCAGAUGGUAAAACGCUAUCGAGAGCUCUACAAGACCAAACUCACCAGCAAGAAACCCAGCGAAGAGCUUCUCAAAGCACUAGAGGAGCCUGAGAAGACCUUGGAUAUUUUUAACAUCACGUUGGCCAGACAGCAGGCUGAGGUGGAGGCGAGCAAGGCAGGCAUGAUUAUUUACCGUCCGGGUAUUAAGAUGGAAGAAGAGGAGUCCCAGGGUUGGCUCAGCUGGAUGUGGAAUUGGGGAGGAGAGCCUGAAACUCAAACAAAAGAAGUCAAGACUGGGGGUUUUGAUGAGCUGUUAACCCCUGCUGAGAAAUCUAAACUCUACACUGCCAUUGGAUACAGUGAGACCGCUGCUAAUCCCAACCUGCCAAAGAAUUUUGAAGACAUGAAGGUCAAUUUCCACAUGGAGAGGCUGAUUGUGUCCAUCAAAGAUGACAAGGACAAAAAUGAGAUCAUCAGGCUGACUGUGGGAGAGCUCAUGUCCACACUCACACAGAGACCUGGAGCACAAGCCAUCAAAAUCACUGCCCGGCUUAGUUUGUUUGAAGUCACAGGCCUGGCCAGUAACCGGCCUGCACCAACCCUCCUGUCAUCGAGGAAGGCAGCCACAGGAGCAGGGACCCCACUGCUUUGCAUCCUGUUCGAGACCAACCCACUGGAUGAAAGUGCUAACCAGCGGCUUCAUGUGGAAUCACAACCUCUGGAAAUCAUCUAUGAUGCUAUAACGGUGAACAGAAUGUCAAUGUUCUUCAUGCCUCCUGACGACCUGCAGCUGGAUGAGCUCACCAACGCAACACUCAUGAAACUGGAGCAGUUUAGAGACCGCACAUCCACUGGUCUGAUGUAUGUGAUCGAAACACAGAAAGUUCUCGACCUGAAGGUGAACCUGAUGGCCUCCUACGUCAUCAUUCCACAAACUGGCUUUUACAAUGGCACUCAGAACAUCUUACUGUUGGAUCUUGGACAUUUCAAGAUGUCCAGCCAAAGCAAGAAGGAUCUUCCUCAGCUGUCAGCGUACUCCAGCAACAUUGAAGACAUUAUGUCCAGAGCAUACGACAGCUUUGAUGUACAACUUAGCAGUCUGCAGUUCCUUUAUAGCAAACCAGAUGGUGACUGGAAAAUGGCCCGUAAGCAGAAACAGUCACCGCUCCACAUCCUUGAGCCAGUGGAUCUAAAAGUGGUUUUCAGCAGGGCGAUGGUCGUCAAAGACUCCCGCAUGGCAAGAUAUAAGAUGUCUGGAGAGCUUCCUCUGCUGUCUCUUCGUAUUUCCGAUGAUAAACUUCGAAGCGUUCUGGAGCUGGUAGAAAGUAUCCCACUACCUGAGAGCAGACCUGCUGCACAUGGCACUGCUCCAUCCUCGUCAAAGCCAAAGCAGUUCACCCCACAGCUCACUCCCAGAAGACCUCUGAACUUAGCAGACCAGCGCUCCUCUGUCAUGUUCGAAUCAUGUGAGACCAUCAGCAUCACCUCACUGGGGUCAGAGGAAGAUUUGUUCUACGAUGCUCCCAGCUCUCCUGUCGGUGAUAAACCCUUCUUCUCAGAUAAUCCUAUGCCACUGCGCUACGGGGACUUACACAAAAGAGCAAGUCUUGUCAAGGAGGACUCUCAGAAGAACAUGACUGACUUGAUCCUGACAUUUGAAAUCAGCGAGUUUUCUGUUCAGUUGUGUCGUCUCUGUGGGGGUCAGGAGGUCACAGUGCUCCACUUGGACGUAGAGGGUUUGGGCACUGAGCUGAAAAUACGCACCUUUGACAUGGCAUCUAACACCUACCUACGAGAGAUCUGCCUCAAGUGCCCUGAAUACAUGGAUUCUGAAGACCAGCAGGUUCAGCUGAUCACCACUCUAGACAACACAGAGGUCGACCUGCUCACCCUGGAGUAUUUCAGAGCUGACAAGAAUGGCCCCGAGUUCAAGUCUCAACACAACAAUACAGAACAGCUCAUCAAGGUGACCUUCUCAUCCCUGGAUGUCCAUCUCCAUACAGAGGCUCUACUCAAUGCCAUGAACUUCCUCAACAACCUGCUUCCUCCAUCCACUAAGAAGGAGGGCGGACAGGAGGAACUCCCCACCAUCCCUGAGGAGGAUGAGGCAGAGCCAGAGAAGGAGGAAGGAGGAAGGAAAGAGGAAGCUGUUGUAACCAAGAAAAAAAGUUCAAAGAGUUCAAAAUUUGCUGAUAUCGUCAAUCUGCAUAUCAGAGCUGAUCUCCGCUGUCUCAAGGUUUUCAUUCGAGGACAGAAAGCCCGGAUCUCUGAGAUCAGUAUUGAAGGUCUGGUUUCUGAGGUUCUGAUGAGGAAAAAGGAGAUGGAGGUUUUGGCCAAUCUGAAGAGCAUCGUGAUCCUAGACUGCGACAAAGAUGCAGUUUAUAAGAAGGCUGUGUCUAUAGCGGAUAAGGAAGUGUUUGCCUUCCGCAUGAUAAAUUACACAGAUGCGACAGAAGGAGAUGCCUAUCUGGACAUGUCUAAAGUGGACACCUCUAUCUCACUGACCGUGGGAUGCAUUCAGGUCAUCUUCCUCAACAAGCUCGUCUCCUCCAUACUGGCAUUCAUCAAUAACUUCCAGGAGGCUAAAGAGGCCCUGGCCGAGGUGACAGUCCAGGCUGCAGAAAAGGCAGCGUCAGGUGUGAAGGAGCUCGCAGAGCGGAGCACUCGGAUUGCUCUGAAUGUUCACUUCAAUGCACCCGUCAUCUUCCUGCCCCAGUCCUCCUCUUCCCACAAUGUCAUUGUUGCUGACCUUGGCCUGCUGUCUGUCAAGAACCGUUUUGCAAAGCAGCCCUUUAAAAGUGAUGCGAAGAUCCCACCUGUUGUGGAUAUAAUGACCGUGAGACUAACCGACCUCAAGAUGUACAGGACCACAUACAUAAAUGAAGGUUUUCAGGGAGAAACCCAGCUGCUGAAGCCAGUCAGCCUGGACUUGGAAGUCCAGAGAAAUCUUUCAUCCAACUGGUACCACAGCAUACCUGACAUAGAGAUCACUGCUCAUCUUAAGCCUAUAAGUCUGAUCCUCAGUCAGGAUGACAUGAUAGUUGUCCUGAGGACUCUGAGUGAGAACUUCUCUGAGAAGUCUGAUGCUGUUCCACCUCCAGCUCGCCCGCCAGCCAUCGACCACUCCUCUGAUUGUGUAUCUAACAAAGAAUCGCAGGGCUCUGGAACCACUGGACCACCCAGCAGUAAUACAGUAGUGAUAGCUGCUGUUGUGGAGACCCAUAAAAACUGCAAGAUGAAGAACACGCUCAAAUUAGACUUCAUGUUCGACUCAAUGACGCUCGUCUUGUACAGCCCGAAUGAGAACGUGAUACAACUAAUGGAUGCACACGAUGAGCAGCUCAUGCUGGCAGAGUUUACUCUGGGCGCCAUCUCUACCUCCGUCCACAUGUACUCCGACAGCUCCAUGAAGGCCUCGGUCCGUAUGGCUGCAUGCCUCCUGGAUGAUAAGAGACCCAGAAUCAAGGUGGUCAACCCGAGAAUGAUGGCAAUGCGUCCCGGUGCAGAACAAAACAUGAUGGUAGAGGUGAACUAUCGUCAGGGCCGUGACGGCACCACUUUGGACACAGUGGUGCAGGAUGUGUACCUGUGUGCCAGCAUGGAGUUCUUGCUCACAGUGGCAGAUAUCUUUCUUAAGGCCACCCAGCAGGGUUUUGCUCAAGCGCCGCAACCAAAGAGCAGUUCUGGAGCAGGAAAAGAAAAGAACAUAAACUCCUCUGUCACAUCUAAAGAGUCUGCUACAUCUCAAGCUGUGGUGUCAAAGACAGAGAUGAAUGUUCUGGUGCGUAACCCGGAGAUUGUGUUUGUGGCUGACCUGACGCGUGCUGACGCUCCGGCCCUGGUGAUGACCACACAGUGUGAACUAGUGAUGAAAAGUGGUGUAGAGGGAUCACAGAUGACUGCUGUUAUCAAGGACCUUAAGGUGGUGGCGUGUCCCUUCAUGACAGAGAAAAGAAAAAACAACGUGACCACGGUGCUGCAGCCUUGUCAGGUGUUUUACCAGAGUACUCAGACUCCAACAUCUCCUCAGGCUAUGGAGGUUUCCAUCAAUGCUCUCACACUGAAGGUAUCUCCAAUCAUCAUCAACACAGUGAUCACCAUCCAGUCAGCACUGACUCCGACUGCGGAGACCCCUGAGGAGCUGGAAAGUCCUGUUCCUGUGGACCUGUGGAAAAGACAAGGGUGGAAGGAGCUCAAACUCUGGUUCCUAGAAGAGGAUGGGGAUGAAGACACAGCAUCACUGGCCCCACUGAUACCACAGGGAGAGUCAUUACAGGUGACCAUCAAAUCGAUCUGUCUGACUCUGGAGGCUGGAGUGGGACACCGCACUAUCCCCAUGCUUUUGGCCAAGUCCUCCUUCCAAGGACAUGUCACAAACUGGUCCACGCUCAUUAACUUACACAGUGAGCUCAACCUGGAGGUUCACUAUUACAAUGAGGAGAUGGGAGUGUGGGAACCGCUGCUGGAGCCUUUAGAAGAUGAGACAAGAGACGGUUUUAGAUCGUGGACACUAGAACUGAAGAUGAAGAAGAAGCCACAGAAGUACUCAGGCUUAUCAGAUGAAGUGGAUUACAAUGUCCCGGACUAUAAGACAGUGAUCGUCAUAAGCAGCAAAGACCAGCUCAACAUCACCCUGUCCAAAUGUGGCCUGGCCAUGCUGAGUAACCUGGGCACGGCAUUUGCAGAAGCUGCCAAACAGACAGCUGAGUCGUUCCAGGAUGAGGCUCCAUUUGUGGUGAAAAACCGCCUGGGCCUACCAGUGUCUGUCCGCCACAGCGAGAUGUUCUCGCCCAUCGGCCAACAGAGCAUCGACCGCACUGUGAAGCUGCAGGAUGGGGAAACCCUCGGGAUGGACUAUUCAACCACAACGGACUCCGACCAGUUCUCAGCCAUGAUCUCCUUGAGUGGAAAGGACUACUACAUACAGCCCACUCCGAUGGGCCACACCUCAGCCAGUGUUAUCCCUCUGAUUAAGGUCGGCAGGGGAAUGUACAGUGUAAUGCACAAAGACUCUGGAGUCACUCGUUUCCUGGUCUGUCAGAUUUAUUCUGUGGAAGGCAGCAAGUACAUCAAGAUCCGCUCCCCUUUCCAGAUCAUCAAUCAUUUCUCAAUCCCUUUCAAAGUUUUUGAAGGAUCAACAUGUCUGGGUACAGCUCUCCCUACUGAGGAGUUCUGUGUGCCUCUAGACUCAUAUAGGUCUGAGCUGAGCCUUCAGCCGGUAACAGAGGACGACGGUGACAACCAGGGCGAGCAGUUUGAGUGCUCAGAGGGCUUCAGUUACGAAGACGUCAGCAACCAGCAGCCCGAGACACAGCUCCAGCAGACCUGCCGUCGCCGUGGGGAGGAGGGUGGUGUGCUGAUGGUCAACAUUGUGCCAGUAAAAGAUGCUGUGACAUUCAAAGACACUGGAGGUGUUGGGGAGAACUUUGAUGUGCCGUUUGUGCUUCACUUGUGGCCUUCCAUCCUGCUACGCAACCUGCUGCCUUACCCUAUCUCCUACGAACUGAAGGACAGUGGAGUCUCUGCCCCCGAGGCCACUCUGAACCCAGGUCACUCUGCCCAACUUCACACUGCGGUCAUCAACCAAUCAAAGCUCAAUCUCUGCCUGCUGAACUACUUGUCUCAGGACUGGUCCUCUGAGUACAGUCUCCAGAGUGACCAGGAAGAGAUCACCUUCAUAGUGUUCCAGUCUCUACGAGAGGAUGAUGAAAACGAUGGUGAAGGGACGGAGAGGGAAAGGGCUGAGUUGGACAUAGCAGUGCAUGUCAAAUAUGACCUGGGACAGACGGUGGUUGCUAUUCACUGUCCAUAUUGGAUGCUGAACAAGACAGGCAGGUUGCUGCAGUACAAGGCCGAUGAUAUCCACCGUAAACACCCCCUGGACUACGACAUGCCACUGCUCUUCUCCUUCAAGCCCCGGCACUUCCUGAGAAACAAUAAGGUCCGUCUCAUGAUCUCAGACAGUGAACUCUCCGAUGAUUUCUCCCUGGAUACAGUUGGUAGCCAUGGAGAUGUCAAAUGUAAAGGCCGAUACAAAGAUUACCUGGUUGGUGUGAAGAUUGACGCAAGUAGUUUCAGUCUGACCCGGAUCGUGAGCUUCGUGCCGUUUUACAUGCUGGUUAACAGGACCAAGCACAGUGUCUUCAUAUGUGAAGAGGAGCAGGACUACUGGACCGAGGCUCAACCAGAACAGACAGCCAUUCCUUUCUGGCCUGAGAACGACACCAAGCGCCUAAAGAUUAAAGUAGAAGGUUGUUUAUUGCCUCCUCGGACUAUUGACUUUACACGGCCAGAAAACUGCCUAUUGCUUCAUCUGGAUGACUCUGUGGGCGGGAUCAUUGUGGAUGUGAAUCUGUCAGAGCACUCUGCCACAAUCCGAUUCUCUGAGUACCACGACGGCGCUGCCCCUUUUCUCAUCAUCAACCACACGAAAGACCAGACUCUUCUCUUCCAUCAGAGCUCUCAGAAGGAGGCAGAGCAGGAGGAGCUUGAAGCUGGAAAAGCUGUGCACUACACAUGGACUGAACCCACCGGGUCCCGACAGCUUUGCUGGAAGUGUGGUGCUUACAGUGGGAAGCUGAAGUCUGAAGAGGACCGGCGUGAUGACAUGAACAAUGAGGGGAAACUGUUUGUGAUCUCCUUUUAUGAAGGUCUCCAGCGAGUCGUGCUGUUCACUGAGGAACAAAGCAUCUACAAGCUGCUCUGUGAGAGCGAGAAGGCUCAGCUGGCCGAACAGGAAAUCAUCUUGUCGCUAAAGAACGUGGGCGUGUCUCUCGUCAACAACAGCAGCAGUCAGGAGGUCUCCUUUAUUGGGAUCACAAGCUCUGAUGUGGUGUGGGAAUUAAAGCCUAAGAAGAAGAGUCGGUGGAAGACAAUGAGCACUAAAGAAGCUGAGAUGCUGGAGAGCAGUUUCAAAAGAUACACUGAAUCUGGACCCAUAGACAACGCCAUCGUGGACCUGGAAAACAAUUACCAGGUGUCCUUCACUCCCAAUGGUGCUGAUAUGCGGAUGCUGCAGCCGUGUGACGCUCCUCUCAGGAGGCACUUCCUGCCUGGGGUGAAGGUGGAGUACAGCGUCUCACAACGACAGCGAGCAUACCGCGUCCAAAUCCACCGCAUUCAGAUCCAGAAUCAGCUACCAGGAGCCAUCUUCCCUUAUGUUUUUUACCCUGUAAAACUGCCAAAAUCUAUCACCAUGGACUCAGAACCUAAACCUCUAACUGAUAUCAGCAUCGUCACCAGAACAGCAGGGCACUCUGAUAUCUCUCGCAUCAAGUACUUCAAGGUUUUGAUUCAAGAGAUGGAUCUGAAGCUCGAUCUGGGCUUUCUGUACGCCAUCCUGGACCUGUUCACACCUGAGAAUGCCAGCAUCAUGACCUCAGAACAGGAGGUGGAACUGUUUGAGAAGGACCUGGAGUAUAUGACGACAGAACUGAACGACGUUUCUGCUGCUGACACUACUCCGAUCAGCCUCUAUGAGUACUUCCACAUUUCCCCCAUCAAGCUGCACCUGAGUUUCUCUCUGAGUACCGGAGGAGAAGAUGGCCUGAAACAAAAGAGAGAAACAGAACUCAUUCCCGUCCAGUCACUCAACCUGCUGCUGAAGAGUAUCGGAGCCACACUCACUGAUGUGCAGGACGUUGUCUUCAAGCUGGCCUUCUUUGAGUUGACCUUCCAGUUUUGUACCACCCAGCAGCUACAGUGGGAAGUCAUCAGACAUUAUUCCAAGCAGGCUAUUAAACAAAUGUAUGUACUGGUGCUCGGCCUGGAUGUACUUGGAAAUCCUUUUGGACUGAUCAGAGGUCUGUCGGAGGGGGUUGAAGCCUUUUUCUAUGAGCCCUACCAGGGAGCUAUCCAGGGACCCGAGGAAUUUGUUGAAGGAAUGGCUCUUGGGGUGAAGGCCCUGGUUGGAGGAGCUGUAGGGGGUUUAGCAGGCGCGGCCUCCAGAAUCACAGGCGCCAUGGCAAAGGGCGUUGCUGCCAUCACGAUGGACGAGGAAUACCAGCAGAAGAGACGAGAGGCUAUGAACAAACAACCUAGUGGCCUGAGAGAAGGACUGACCAGGGGCGGCAAAGGAUUAGUGUCUGGAUUUGUCAGUGGGAUCACAGGGAUCGUUACAAAACCUAUUAAAGGAGCCCAGAAGGAGGGUGCAGCAGGCUUCUUUAAAGGUGUUGGGAAGGGUCUGGUUGGUGCAGUAGCCAGACCUACAGGAGGCAUUAUCGACAUGGCCAGUAGUACUUUCCAAGGGAUCAAGAGGGCAGCAGAGACUUCACAAGAUAUCGAAUCUCUGCGUCCUCCUCGCUUCAUCCACGAGGAUGGUGUCAUACGACCAUAUAAGGAGAGGGAGGGGCUCGGCAGUCAGAUGCUCCAGAAAAUUGAGAAUGGACGCUUUGCCAAGUACAGAUACUUUGCUCAUGCCAAGGUCAACGAAUCCGACUUCCUCAUGAUCACCAAGAGGGGAAUAUUUUUUGUGACGAAAGGCACAUUCGGUCAGCUGACCUGUGAGUGGCAAUAUCUGUUUGAAGAGUUUACAAAGGAUCCAAUGAUUGUAGAGAACCGCCGACUUCGCAUUGAGGCCAAGGAGAGAGUAAAGUCUGUCUUCCAUGCCAAGGAGUUUGGAAAGAUCAUAAACUUCAGAACUCCCGAGAUAGCCAAGUGGGUUCUUGCCAAAUUGGAGGAUGCAAGAGACAGUUUACCGAAAUACUAACUCGUCAAGAAGAGUGAGAAAUUAUAAGAUGUUAAAAAAAAAAUGUAAAAAGAGAGAGAAGAAAGAAAACACACACACACACACAACAUAUGUGUGUCAGUGCCUUUGUUCUUUACUGCAUGCUACUUUUGUUUACCUCCUGUGUGGGUAGUGGUAAAAAACAUAAAGCUGUAUGUUGACUGUUAGUGUGCGUCUGGGGUGAAAGACUGAGUGAGUAGUUUGUAUGUGUGCAUGCGUAGAAAUGUGCUAUCAAUGGACAGCUAACUUACAUUCAUUUACAACAGAAGCACUGAAUGCAUCGAACAAAACUUAGUUUCACUCUCUUCACUCUGAUUCCACUCGUCGGGGCCCAUACUGUAUCAGUGACUUUUAAUAGUUUCUUUUAUGAAUACUGUAUGAUGUCUGGUGUUUUCAGAUGUGUGUUAUCACUGUCUGCCUGUCUGAAAUACUUCUGAAACUGGAAAUAUUUUCACUUUCCAGGACCCUUUUGCCAUACUCAAUCUCACUCACUUCAUUUAUUUUCAUUCCUGUUUCAUUGAACAUAUUUGAAGUUGUGUAGAAGCUACGCUGUCAGUGAGAUAUUAUAGAAACAGCUUGAAUAACACAGAGGCCAAAUCAACCAUAAUUGCUGUAGCACAUUAAAUGUUGUUAAUUUUACUUGAUAUAAAAGGGGGACUAAUUCAGUUUUCGAGUAUGGCUUCAUAAACCAUGUAAUUCAAAAAGUGCUGUUUUUCAAAUCUCUGUUUUCUUCCCCUUUUCCCCUCUUUUUUCUUUUUAUACAUUUCUGCAGUUGAAGACUGUUCAGUGUGCGAUUUAUGCUGAGAUGAGAUGCAUGCUAUUUUUUUAUACUCUACUUACACCUAUCAAUCUGAGCUGUAUAUUGAUCUAAUAUAGAAUCGUAUCUGUAUAUAUACAUCCUCACACAAUAGUCUGUAUUAUGGCGUUACAGAUUGUAAUUUUGUGAUUUUUAUGUUUUUAUACCACACAUAUGCAAUGCCAAUUAUGUAGAUGAAUUAUGCAGAGAGAAGUAUAUUUAAAAGAAAUGAAUGCUAAUUAUUGUCAGCCGCUGUUUACUCUGUGUAUUUUAAAGGUUGACUUUUGGUUUGGGGUGCAUCGCAGUUUAAUAAUAAGACUAUAUAUUUCUUUUGCUAUUAAUGUUUGUCGUUUAUGUUUAUGGGGAGCAAAAUGUUCACUGCAGUGGCUUAAUGUUUUUCCCUCACUGUUUUAAAAAAAAUAAAAAUAAAAUGUGUUUCAGAUUU